Cylas formicarius (sweet potato weevil) is the source of this 1278-nucleotide messenger RNA. Its product is annotated as odorant receptor 22b-like. The record is from RefSeq and is a predicted model, not a curated record. Bases 1 to 1188 code for a protein of 395 amino acids. Gene Ontology annotation, cellular component: plasma membrane. Gene Ontology annotation, molecular function: olfactory receptor activity; odorant binding. Lineage: Eukaryota; Metazoa; Arthropoda; Insecta; Coleoptera; Brentidae. Gene Ontology annotation, biological process: sensory perception of smell; detection of chemical stimulus involved in sensory perception of smell. The transcript has 7 exons.
AUGAAGGGCACAGGGCUGUUCGAUAUUACCAGAACGUUGAUGAUCAUUAGCGGCGCCUGGAGGUCAGGACUGCCGAAAGUCUCAAAGUUAUUGAACGUCUUUUACGUGGGAUACUCCGCAGUAAUUCAGUUCUCGUAUUUCCUAUAUUUUCUUUGCUACGCUGUCAACUUUUACUUCUUGUACUUUGAAGAUUUUGAUAAAGCGAUCGAAAAUUUAUCAGGCAACACGUUCGUUUUACUUUUGGUGGCCAAGGUACUCCUCUGUCAAAAGAAUCGUUUGAUAAGUACGUUGAAGCAAGCGCACAGAGAAGAAUUGGAUGUGUAUCGGGAAGAAGAUCGUUCCGUUCGCGAGAUAUACGAGCAUCACCUUAAGUACUUUUACAAACUCAUUUUCACUAUCGCUUCUUAUAAUGGUAUUGUGUUGCUAAAACUAUACAUCGUCGGUAUUGGUGGAAGCUACCAAUUUCGCAAAAUCCACAGGCAUGAUAACGUCACUUUGGAGAAGCCGCUGCCCUUGCCGUUGUGGUACCCGUUCGACCACAACAGGUUCCACGUAGUGGCAUUAACUUUUCAGUUGGUGGCGUUGGUGUGGAGCGCUUUAUUUAAUACCAUGGUAUACGCCGUGUCGAAUUCUUUGGCGAUAUUUUUGAGAGGAAAGAUAAAAAUUUUUCAAUAUCGGCUCAGAAACUUCGACAGAUGUAAUCUCUAUGUAAAUCGAGACGACAGUGGGAGCUUGUUGGAAGUAUGUUUGUUUAAAAAGCUGUGUAGGGAACAUCAAAUGCUUAUCAGGAUGACAAGAUGUUUAAACGCAUCAUUUCGAAGUCUGUUUUUGCUGGAAUAUAGCUUGACCUCAUUGCUGAUGGGAGCUGUUCUUGUACAAAUUCACAAGGGAGUCGACUUGUUUUUUUACGUUACGUACUUCUUCUUAAUUUUCUGUCAGCUGUUAAAUAUUUGCUGGAACGCCAACGAAAUCAAGUACGAGAGUUUGGAAUUAGUACCAGCUUUAUACGAGAGUAAUUGGUGCGAAAGAUCUAAUCAGGUCAAGACGAUGAUAAAAUUCAUGAUGCUGAAAUGUCAGCGGCCGUUGGUCUUAAGCGUCGGCCCUUUUGGCCCUUUGACGAUGGACGAUGCUGUGUCUAGACUCAAACUGGCAUAUUCCUUCUUAUCCAUAAUGAGUGGACGUUCUUGAGGUCGACGGAGAUCAAGAAUUUCUUCUCUUAAAAAGUUAAAUGUGUAGACCUCUCCCAGCAGUUUUUCUACUUUUAGAUCUAAAAAGAAC